UAAGCGAAGAUAAUGGAACACGUUCGAAUUCACGACCGACCGAAGACAAUAUCGUGGAUGAAGAAGAGACUAUCUACAUGAACAAUGCUCUAGAUCACCAAUGAUAUUGACAUGGCAACUCCUAUAUCUGUACAAAAUUUCAGAGCUAUCGUGGAGACAAAAGAAGUUGAUGGGCGGCUGAAUACGGAAUACCAGACUUUACCACAUGGUGCUGUACAUCCUCAUGAAGAAGGAAAGAAAGAAUUCAACGUUCCCAAAAAUAGAUUCAUAUCGACAUUUCCAUAUGACCACUCCAGAGUAAUAUUGACAGACCGGCAGUCAGAUCCUGGAUCGGAUUACAUCAACGCAAACUAUAUUGACGGUGUAUCCAGACCAAAGGCCUACAUUGCAUUACAAGGUCCUAAGAAGAAGACUGUCGAAGCAUUCUGGACGAUGAUUUGGCAGCAAAAAUGUCACACUAUAGUUAUGCUUACUAACCUGUAUGAAAAUGGACGGAACAAGUGCCACCAAUACUGGCCCGAUGUGGAUGACCCCCUGAAACUGGGGGCAUUUUCCGUCCACCUGAAUACCGAGAAAGAGUACGCCUUUUACGUCAAAAGAGUUAUGGUGCUGAAACAUCGAAAAAAAAACCAAGAACGACUUGUUUGUCAGUUUCACUACACAAAGUGGCCUGACCACGGCAUCCCAGAUGUGUUUGAGCUCGUCAUGUUCCAUCGACAUAUACAACGCUCACGAAUACCGGAAGAUGGACCACUGGCUGUCCAUUGCAGUGCCGGAAUAGGCCGAACAGGGACUCUGAUUGCACUGGACUCCCUAUUAGAGGCAGGAAAGAAAAAUGAAUCCAUAGACGUCCAUGGAUAUGUGUUGACAAUGAGGAAAGAUAGAAUGAACAUGGUCCAGACUGUGGAUCAGUACAGAGUGAUCCAUUUAGCGCUCAUAGAAGGAUUUACCUUCCCUGACAAUAUUCAAACAAAGGAAGAUUUGAUCAGCUACGAAGAACCCGGCAUAUAUGUUGUUCCUGCAAACCAGACACAGCGAAACAAAGAAUACCAGACUCUUCAAGACAUAAAUACAACCAGUGCGAAACGUUUAAAAUAUGAAACAGCAAAAUCUGCUGAUAACAGAGCAAAGAACCGUGACAUGGAAAUUUUACCAGCCGACAAUUACAAGGCUCCUUUAUUCUCGGAGAUGCCUACGGGAAACUAUAUCAACGCUGUCAAAGUUCCGGGUUUCCGAAACCACCUCAAGUACCUCGUGACACAAUUUCCUCUUAGAGAUACAAUCAUGGAUUUCUGGACUCUGGUGACUGAUUUUUCCGCUAAAACCAUCGUGUGUUUAGAAGAAUUUGGAAGCGAAAAGGAAAUUCAGUGGUGGCCUGAGAAAUCAAUGGUAAAGUACGCCGGAACAUUUGAGGUACGGACUGUAUCGGCGGAUACGUGUACAGACGAUAUCAACGCAUCCUUGCUGAAUAUAAAAGACAAGAAAAAUGACAACACACAUUAUGUAAAGCUGUUCCAAGUGAGAAAUUGGGCAAAGGAUGCAUCCAUUCCUACUUCUGAGAGUGUUUUGUGUAAACUUCAUUAUCUGGUUGAAGCAUGGUUGAUGUCGAAAGAAGAGGGUCCAGUGGUUGUCACGUGUCUGGACGGUGCAAAUCAUUCUGGUCUAUACUGCCUGAUCAGUACAAUGCUAGAGAGACUGGAUUCGGAAGCAGAUGUCGACAUGUAUGCUACGACGAGGCAGCUACAGAUAAGGCGCCCACAGUUCAUAGCGACACUGGACCAGUACAGAUACGCCUGGACCGCAUUAAAAGCAUAUAUCCAAACCACAGGCAACGAUGAGUGUGCAGAGGAAGCAGUUUAUCAGAAUACCAGCUGAUAUGCCAGACCUGUUCUUCCGAAAAUUCUCAACAGGAGAAAAUAGUGAUUGUAUUGUGGCCAAUCGAAAACUGGAACGACGUUGUUUGGUAUAUAUAACGUGAUACAACGUUUAGCGAAUAAACUUAUAGAUCAGUAUUACUUUGGCAGAGUUCGGAGUUCCAGGGGAAAUCCCAUAUUGUAGGAGAGGUGACCCACACAUUGUUCAUAUUCGAUCAGCUUUUUGAAAUCGCUGCAACACCAAACAAUUGAACAGAUUAUACCAACGCACAAUUGGUGGACAAUACGAAAUCACAGGCCCAAACACUUAUUUGUUUCUUUCCCUGUCCAUUGUUUUAACCAAUGGUAUUUCUGUAUAUGAUCAUUGCUCAAACAAAGACAUCUUCAUCCAAUAUGUCUGAUCAAGUUUUAUUUCGGACUACGGAACUCCCGCUCUAUGGUAUUCAGUAUACAACAUGUUUUCCUGUUGUAUACCAUGUGUAUUUACAAUGAAGUUAGAAAAGAGUUUUGGACCCACUUGAAGUAGUAACAGUUUCUUUGCUCGUUGUGUAGAAAAGGAAAGAUGAAAUACCGCAAUGCAUGUGUAGGCAACCUUAAGCCUAUCUGAAAUGCCACAACGCCUGAUUCAGUUGAACUUAUGAAAAUUGGAGCAAAUUAUCUUUGUGUUUACAAAACAUUCCUGAUGAUUGAGUUGCGAUGUGUUUUUCAUAUUAUGCAAAAAUUGUUAAAAUUUGAACAUCUUAUUUUAAAAAAAUGUUCACGUAUUUCAUUACGGAGCAAACACAGGAUCAAUUAGGAAGCGAUAUCGUUUCAAAUAUUUCAUUGCGAUGAUUUAGCGUGUUAAUUUACUUUUGUAUUUUUUGACUUUGAUAUCUAUAACUUAUUUGUUACUUUUGUGACUUUCGUUACUUUUACGCAGAUCAUAUCAUCUAUUGAAGUAACGGAACAUUUAUCUAGAUGUUAAGCAUUUUGAUUCCAUUUUCUGAUUCCACUUUUUAAAGGAUGUUGUAGCCGUUUGAAAACACUUUCAAUGUGUACUUUUUUCAUUCAUAACAUAAUCAUCAAACUGUCAUUAUUAAUCAUAAUCUCACUUGAUAACCAUUGGAUGAAUUAUUAACGUACUAAUUACAAUCUAAUCCGAUCUCAAGUAUGAAAUGUUUUAGCAAUAUCAAAUCUUAUCGAAAUAUAAUUUUGUAUGUUUUUUUUAUUUAUAUGUUAUUGAAUUAUGCAAUUUUAAUUGUGCUAUACAUCUGUAUCUCAGUCAGCUCUGCAUCAGGAAUUCCACUAUGACGGGAAUUUUUCUGUGUUGAUAUAUUUUAUCACAACUACAUCAUAUCAUAUGAGACUAACAGAAUGUUACAUUGUCCGGUACAGUGGGCAGGGUAUCUCAAUCCGAGUGAGUGAAAGAGUUUGGCUAGCCAGCACAUGGCAAGCCUCGUUCUGACCAGCCAUACUCUUUACAGUCUUGAGAUGUUUGAUUUUCUCCAGAAUACCGAACAAACAUAACAAAUUGAAACCUUUUCAUCGCGCCACGAUACCAAGUCCCGUGCCACCGAAAAUGUAAAUUUGCGAUGUGGAUAAGCUACAUAAAAUGAUGACGUUACGCCAUUGUGAAUGGGUUAUAGCGCGUGCCAAUCGUCUUUCUCUAACCCGUGUGAGAUAAUCUGAUCCUAUUCGCAGCAGAAACGGGAUCGCCCUGUGAGAUAUGCGAAAAACAACCCACUCUGAUCUGAACUGACAACAAGAUAUACAUUGUUUCCGGAUCUUCUGACAGAUUGUUGACAUAUCCAGGAGACAAACUGUCCCGUUUUUUUGGCUAUUUUUGUUUUUUGUUUUUGUUUUAAUUCAUACCAAGUUGAUUAUAUUAAUGAGCUUAUCAGAACAGGUCACAUAGACCGUUCAAAUAUAUUCAGUUUCACCUAUAGAUAGUGUGUUAUUCUUAAAUAACAAAAUCCAAAAAAAUCUGAUAAACUGAUAAGGUCGAUCCAUAGUUCCUGUAGAACUUAAAAACAGGCGCUACGGACUCGUCGACAUCAGUUGCUUUCCUUGAUCUUCAAGUAUAACGUAACGUAAUGUAACUGACAGGGAGAUCUCACAACAACACAAUGGAGAGACGCAGGUUGAUUAAGACCAUGGUAAAGUGUUAUGGUCGACACAUCAUGAUAUCAUUUUUACUAUUUACUUUUGCUACAUGUAUAUAAAACUUUAUAAAGUCAGACGUGUUUGAUGCAUGUUGAUACGCCCUAGUUUUCUUUUUGAGAAUAUGACUCUAUUCGGAUUUCACAUAAAUUUGCACGGUGAGUGUUGUCGAUGAAGCAGAAGACACUUUACCCUUCUGCUAAUCUCGGUCUUAUUUAUUCGAUUUGAUAUCAUGUUUAACUUAUAUACUAUAUAUCUGAAAUAAUAAUAAAAAAAAUACUGAAACA
Pecten maximus is the source of this 4300-nucleotide messenger RNA. Its product is annotated as receptor-type tyrosine-protein phosphatase kappa-like. The record is from RefSeq and is a predicted model, not a curated record. NCBI's taxonomy places the organism in Eukaryota, Metazoa, Mollusca, Bivalvia, Pectinida, Pectinidae. The coding region runs from base 112 to 1875 and encodes 587 amino acids. Gene Ontology annotation, biological process: protein dephosphorylation. Gene Ontology annotation, molecular function: protein tyrosine phosphatase activity. The transcript has 16 exons.